Ictalurus furcatus (blue catfish) is the source of this 2360-nucleotide messenger RNA. It is a transcript of the gene kdf1b, whose product is annotated as keratinocyte differentiation factor 1b. Gene Ontology annotation, cellular component: cell junction. Gene Ontology annotation, biological process: keratinocyte development; regulation of epidermal cell division. The coding region runs from base 276 to 1382 and encodes 368 amino acids. The transcript is spliced from 4 exons. The record is from RefSeq and is a predicted model, not a curated record. NCBI's taxonomy places the organism in Eukaryota, Metazoa, Chordata, Actinopteri, Siluriformes, Ictaluridae.
GACGUCAACAGGAGCUGUGGACUACCUGUUGCCUCAGGUAACUGAAAUCAGCAGUGUGAGAGGAAGACAUGAGGGACUUACAGGACGGCUGUGGUACAGACUGUUAGCUUGUCUUUACACUCAGGUCGAACUGCGUGAGCGUCUUGUACACGCAGGACACAUUACUGGAUGAAGUAUUAAGUUGUAGGUCAGACGUGUGUUACGGAUAGGAAAAGCACACUGCACUUCCGGACUGCGUCAUUUCUCUCCCUAUGCCACCCUGACACUACGAAAUCAUGUCAGGUGAUGGCAAAAGCUUUUCUCAGAGGUGGGAGAGGGCAGGAAGACCUGAAGCAUUGUCCAUGCAGAGUAGUAGCAUCAAGAGCAGACCAUAUGAAGAGCGCUGUGUUGACCCAAUCAGUCCUGAGACCCAGUACCCUGGAGCGCUCCACAAAGUCCAUCAAAAAGAUGCUAAUGGCAAUACUACUGAGCCAGAGACCGUUCGCUUUCUACCUGGCAAGACGAAGUCUACAUCUGGUUCCUGCAUGUGUGGUCCCUGUGUCUCAGUGAAGAGCUGUAGGACAUUUGCAUGUAGCGUGUUGACAUGUGGACUGUAUCGGGUGUGUAGGCGAAUGCCAUGUCUGCUGUCUGGGGAAACCCGAGACGACGAGCCAGAAGUUCUAAAAGCUGUGACAUCAGUGCCGGAUGAUAAGACCGAUUUUUAUCCUGAUCUUUGUAUCGGUGGUGUCAAAGUGGAUCCAUCAGCACUAAUGGAAGAGCAUGAGCCAGUCUCCUUUAGCCUUCCUAAAAUUGAUUUGGACAGCCCAACAUAUCUAAGUGGCAGCAAGCAUUUCAGUGAUUUACAAGAUGAGGACUUUAUUUAUGAAGGCACAGAUGAGGAUGUGGACUCGCUAAUAACACGUAAGCUACUUGAGGUUUUCUCUGAGUUUGAGAUCAACGAGCUAGCCAAAUGCACGUCGGACUCCAUGUUCCUGAAGCGCUCCCAGGAGAUCAGCCAGAUCAUCUCGGAUAUUGUCCAGGAGCGUAACAUUAAGGAGCAGGAAGCAGAAUGCCGGCUAGUGCGCGAGAUCAUCCGCAUCAGCACGCGAAAGAGCAAGAAGAAAGUGACAGUCAGACCGCAGGAGCUGCAGAGGGACAGUGGCAACGACACGUGGAGGAGCAGUAAGAGAAGCAGCAAGAAGAACAGCUUCAAUUCCAUGAGUGAUGGCAGUCUAAAGAUUUCAGAGGAGAGAGCCGAUGACAUAGAAGCGCGGAAUCUGCGGAACAACAGUAAGCAGUCAUACUCGCUCAGCUUUCCUGCAUCUCACUCAGCAAGCUCCACGGACAAUGUCACACCCAUCACAUCAGACACUCCUUUGCUCUCUCAUGGAGUGAGAGCCUAAGCCUGCAUUUUUUUUCCAAAAAGUCCUCUGCGUCAGCCUCUGGGACUAUAAUGAAGAACAUGUGCUUACUUUCUUUAUAGCCUAAACGAUUUUAACUCAGUUAACUGCCAUCAGAUUGUAUGACAUGACACAAUUAACUUUUCUAUUUAUGGUAUAAAAAAAACCAAAUUGCUUGAAUUGUUGCCUUUGUUGUAGAUAGUAGAUAGUAAUGAUAGUUAAACAUGAAAUAAAAAGAAUAACCAUAGUGAAAUGAGGUAAAAAAAAAAAAAAAAAAUCAGCAUUUAGGUUAGCAUUGUGUUUUAAUUUUAUUCUACAGAAGAACCACUGUUGCACUUUCCUAAAUAGUGACUGAAGGACAGCUAUAUUCUGCGCUUUCUCUUAGUUCUCCUUGAGCUGUUGAUGCACAGGUGAAGCAUGUAAAUAUUGUUUAGUGCAUCCAUGAUGCGUGCUCGUAUGUGCCAGAGAGGUGAUUUUAAAGGAAAAUAACUGGAACAGUAAUAUGUCAGUGCUGGCUGUUUGGAGUUUUGGUGUCUAGAUGGAUUUGGUUUUGUUAACUCCCAUUGUGUACUCAUGAAUUAAAUGUUUGUGUGUGUUUGUUUUUUCCUUCUUCUUCAAAUGUACAAUUUAGUCUUUAGUCCCGCGCUUAGCCUUAGAUGAGAUUACAUUAUAGGAGUUUUCAGAGAAUUAUUAGUCUGUUUUUGAGUUUAAUCAGUAACAGUUCAAGAAAGAGUGACAUGCUAUUAUUCUUUUUCUGUCUAAUAUAGGAUUUGUGUAAAUAAAAUGUAAAUUAAAUUCAACAGGAAUCCUCGAAGAGUAAAGCUGAUCUUCAGAUAAAUGUGAGUGUUUGUACAUGAAUUUGUCUGCUGAUGGCUUGUCAUUAUUCUCUGGCACAAUCUUACUCUUACAGUUCUCAUCACAUUUCUGAUCUAUCUGGAAUGGAAACAACCCACAAGCUGAAAUAAAUCUUAUAAAAUAGUA